AUGGCCAGCCUACCACUCACAUUUGAUGUCGAGAGGAUUCCUGGUGGCAGGGAAGGUGCAAUUGACCGUUCAGUUAACAUAUACAAAAAUGUGGUUCACAAAACUGGGGGUUACCUUACAGAAAGUGGUUAUGUCAAUCUGCAAAGAGUACAGAUGAUCAUGUUAGCAGUUGGUGAAGUUGAGGAUAGCAUUUUUAAAAAGAGAAAGGAUGAUGAGGACAGUUUUAGAAGACGACAGAAAGAAAAGAGAAAGAGAAUGAAGAGAGAUCAACCAGCUUUCACUCCUGGUGGAGUAUUAACCCCUCAUGCCUUGGGUUCAAGAAAUUCACCAGGUUCUCAAGUAGCCAGUAAUCCGAGACAAGCAGCCUAUGAAAUGAGGAUGCAGAAUAAUUCUAGUCCUUCAGUAUCUCCUAAUACGAGUUUCACUUCUGAUGGCUCCCCGACUCCGAUAGGAGGAAUUAAGCAAAAAGCAGAAGACAGUGACAGUGAACCUGAACCAGAGGAUAACGUCAGGCUUUGGGAAGCUGGUUGGAAGCAGCGGUACUACAAGAACAAAUUUGACGUUGAUGCAGCUGAUGACAAAUUCCGUUGUAAAAUUGUACAGUCUUACGUUGAAGGGCUCUGCUGGGUUCUUCGAUAUUAUUACCUGGUACAAAAUGAAUAUUUUCCUCUAAAUCUCUAGUUAAUCAUUUUAAGAAAAUAGUUAUUUCUAUAAUAGUGUGUGUUGUUGAGCUAUAUUCUGAAAUUGAACCCAGACUCAUAUUUUCAAGCUUCCUAUAAAGAAAUUCAUUACU
This is a messenger RNA of Diceros bicornis minor, 793 nucleotides long. RefSeq names its product 5'-3' exoribonuclease 2-like. Bases 1 to 681 code for a protein of 226 amino acids. The record is from RefSeq and is a predicted model, not a curated record. The transcript is spliced from 7 exons. Gene Ontology annotation, cellular component: nucleus. Gene Ontology annotation, molecular function: RNA binding; 5'-3' RNA exonuclease activity. Gene Ontology annotation, biological process: nuclear-transcribed mRNA catabolic process. NCBI's taxonomy places the organism in Eukaryota, Metazoa, Chordata, Mammalia, Perissodactyla, Rhinocerotidae.